Acipenser ruthenus (sterlet) is the source of this 4448-nucleotide messenger RNA. RefSeq names its product ATP-binding cassette sub-family G member 1. Gene Ontology annotation, biological process: cholesterol homeostasis. The record is from RefSeq and is a predicted model, not a curated record. Lineage: Eukaryota; Metazoa; Chordata; Actinopteri; Acipenseriformes; Acipenseridae. The transcript has 15 exons. The coding region runs from base 203 to 2227 and encodes 674 amino acids. Gene Ontology annotation, molecular function: ATP binding; ATP hydrolysis activity; ABC-type sterol transporter activity. Gene Ontology annotation, cellular component: plasma membrane.
UGGUUGUAAACAAUAACAGAUUGACCUCAUGUUGGCUGGAGGACAGCUAUCGACAGCUGAUCGAGAGAACCGAGACCAAAUACCACUGUUAACAGAACCGACACGGCCGGGGACAAAAGAACCAAUCCGAGAGUUGUUUCAUUCAAACACAGUAGCCGGAAGGGAAUAAAGCCAGAUAACUGGAUGAAUAAAUAUUUAAAGAAUGGCAUGUAUAAUGACAACCUUUUCAGUCAACAAUACUGCAACCACAAACCCGAGCAUAAACAUGAAUGCCAACGGUAAAUCUGAACUAAUGGCGGACUCGAAAUCUGUGUGCGUGUCUGUUGAUGAGGUGGUAUCGAACGGCGCUGGAAGCCACCAGACCCCUUUGCUUCAUGCACACCUGAAAAAGAUAGACAACAACCUGACAGAGGCCCAGCGCUUCUUUUACCUGCCCAGGCGGCCGGCUGUCAAUAUUGAGUUUAAGGACCUCUCCUACUCCGUUCCUGAGGGACCGUGGUGGAGGAAGAAAGGUUAUAAAACUUUGUUGAAAGGAAUCUCGGGGAACUUCAGCAGUGGACAGCUAGUGGCUAUUAUGGGUCCAUCAGGAGCUGGGAAGUCUACUCUCAUGAAUAUUCUUGCUGGGUACAGAGAGACUGGGAUGAAAGGAACAAUCCUGAUUAACGGACAGCCACGCGGCCUGCGCUCUUUCCGCAAGGUGUCAUGUUACAUCAUGCAAGACGACAUGCUCCUCCCCCACAUCUCCGUCCAGGAGGCCAUGAUGGUCUCCGCUAACUUGAAACUCCAAGAAAAGGAUGAAGGCCGCAGAGAGAUGGUAAAGGAGAUCUUAACAGCUUUGGGUCUGCUUGAAUGCGCCAAAACACGCACUGCCAACCUCUCGGGGGGGCAGAGGAAACGCCUCGCCAUCGCUCUUGAGCUGGUCAACAACCCGCCCGUCAUGUUUUUUGAUGAGCCGACCAGUGGUCUGGACAGCUCUUCGUGUUUCCAGGUUCUCUCUCUCCUGAAGGCGUUGGCUCAGGGAGGCCGCACCAUCAUCUGUACUAUACACCAGCCUAGCGCCAAACUCUUUGAGCUGUUUGACAAGCUCUAUGUCCUGAGCCAGGGCCAGUGCAUCUACCGGGGGGAGGUUUUCAAUCUAGUCCCUUAUCUCCGGGAGCUCGGCCUGAACUGCCCAACAUAUCACAACCCUGCUGACUUUGUGAUGGAGGUUGCCUCUGGAGAGUACGGAGAUCAGACCACUCGGCUGGUGAAGGCCAUGCAGGAGAGGAGGUGUGAGGAGGACUUCAAGACCGAGGUGAACAGAGAUGGGGCCCUGAACCCCUUCCUGUGGCACAGACCAUCAGAGGAGGACUCGUCCUCUGUGGAAGGAUGCCACAGCUUCUCUGCCAGCUGCCUGACUCAGUUCUGUAUCCUGUUCAAAAGGACCUUCCUCAGCAUCUUAAGGGACUCGGUCCUGACACACCUGCGCAUCGCCUCUCACAUUGGGAUCGGCAUCCUGAUUGGUCUGCUCUAUCUGGGCAUCGGCAAUGAGGCUAAGAAGGUGCUGAGUAACUCGGGCUUCCUCUUCUUCUCCAUGCUGUUCCUCAUGUUUGCUGCUCUCAUGCCCACAGUCCUGACAUUCCCUUUGGAGAUGGGUGUCUUUCUUAGAGAACAUUUGAACUACUGGUACAGUCUGAAGGCUUACUACUUGGCUAAAACCAUGGCUGACGUACCCUUCCAGAUAAUCUUCCCAGUGUCAUACUGCAGUAUAGUGUACUGGAUGACCUCCCAGCCUGCAGACGCCCUGCGCUUCCUGCUCUUCUCAGCACUGGGGACGAUGACCUCACUGGUAGCGCAGUCACUUGGUCUCCUGAUCGGGGCUGCAUCCACCUCUCUGCAGGUAGCGACAUUUGUUGGUCCAGUGACAGCCAUCCCAGUGCUGCUGUUCUCCGGAUUCUUUGUCAGUUUUGAUACCAUCCCCAAAUACCUCCAGUGGAUGUCUUAUAUUUCAUAUGUCAGGUACGGGUUUGAGGGCAUGAUCUUGUCCAUCUAUGGGCUGGACCGUGAGGAUCUGCACUGCGACGAAGACGACACGUGCCACUUUCAGAAGUCAAAAGCUAUUUUGAAAGAACUUGAUGUGGAAAACGCCAAACUAUACCUGGACUUCAUUGUGCUAGGGAUCUUCUUUGUCAGCCUUCGUCUCGUUGCUUAUUUUGUCCUGAGGUAUAAAAUCAAGGCUGAGCGAUAAAGCAAGGGGCUGGAAGAGGAGGAAGAAGAAAGAGAUUACUCGCUUGUUGUCUCACUGCAGCAAAGGGAAGAAAUCCCGUGAUUUAAUAGAGACACAAAGCCAGACAAAAAUGCACUGAACUUAUGUAUUUGUAAAGAGUGUCAGAAACAUCAUUUUCUAUCAAUAAAUAUAGAUAGAGAUGAUGAUGCGUCACACGCCGUACAGUGAAUAAGAAGAGAGAAGAGAGUAACUAUUGAAUGAGCUUCUUCAACUCUUACGUGCUAUAUCCAGCUCUCUGAGUGUAUAUUGAUUGAAGGGAAACCUUUAGAUUUUCACAGUCAACUUUUCCUUGGAAGAAACACAUUUAAAAAAAAAAUUCUGCUUAAUAUUAAACAUUCUAAAUGGAGCUUCAAAGCUGCUUAAUAUUUCCUGGGGAUAUUCUAAACCUGACAUAUCACCAAACUGCGAGUGGCAUCCCUGACUGGUAUCGAGGAUGUUUCUUCAUCCUGCUGUCAGUGAGCUUCAGGACAGUGCUGCCACCGCUGUGUCAUAAGCAGCCUGCAACACUGAUUCAUGUGAUAUUUGGUUUAUAAAUUGUGCACAAAUAUGUAUGGCAUGCUAAGAGUUAAAUAAGUACAAAAAAAUACAUACUCUCUCCCCUCAUGAAGGCAACUUUCUUUUCAGUUGGGCUCCGGUCAAGUCCAUUUAACUUGCCGUCAGAUUGAAGGUUGAAUCCCUGUGCAGUGGGUAUUGCAACCCCAGCCUGAGCUUUAAGCUUCCUUUGCUGAAGGUAGUGCUUGCUGGCAGGUGGGAUCCUGUACCUGCUGCACAGGGAGUGCAUGUGUGCUGUCAUGGCAGGAUCCCUGAAAAUCAUUUCUACACAAUCAAGGAUGAGGGAUUCGCUAGAAAGUUGUUAUAAGUCCUUGAUUAACCCUUUAAAUGUUUGAAACAGUCCUUUUGUAGACAGUAUUUCUCUUUCUCUACUCUUUAUUGUCACUUUGCUAAAAACAUUUGAAUGCUAAAAAGAAGAGCGGCCAGAUUUACAAAUAAGCACCAGCAGGGUGAACAUGAGCAAGAGCUGGUCUCUUUGCUUUUGAUCAGUAUUGUUCAGAUCUCUUUUUAAUACUUCAUAAAGACAAGAGUAUAAUAUGCAUUUCCUUUAUUUUUACUUACAAUAAGACGGGUUUCAAGAAAUACAGUGAAGAUUUUUGUAGGAACCCUUCGUUUCUUGGUUGGUUCUGCUGCACGUUUUCUUUUGCGUGAUGGUCUGAUGACUGGCAUGAUGGUUUGCUGUGCCAUGCGUCGGGACUUUUUACAUGGAGGAGUCCCUCCUGCUACUUUGCAUGAUGCACAGACAAAAGAGACUCAGGCUGUCGUCAAUGGAAGCUGUGUCUGGAUUUUAAACGCACCUCACAGCUGUCGUGUGUGUUGCACGCCCCUUUCUACCUUGUGAAUUCAAUUUAUUGUAUUAUCUUGCUUGAACCAUGAGCCAGGUGGUGCUAUAUAUAUAUAUAUAUAUAUAUAUAUUAUAGAAAGAUCUCAGCUUGUCUACUCAGGAGCUUAAACUGCUCAGUUAAUUGCAAAAUGUGGACCAGAGUUUGCAUUUAGUACCAGCAUGUCAAAUUAUUCUGUUCUCCCAUUUAGCCACGCAUCAUGGGGAAAAGACCAGCAAAAAAAUCACAUUUAAAUAGCUUAGUGGAUGAAAGAGCCACAAGCAGGCAUUCGAAAUGCUAACCGGCAGUUUGUGUUAGUUACUGGAAAAAAAAGUUUACACCAAUAAAUAAAGCAAAAGUCAAUGCAAACUUCUUAUUUCUUUCUAGACGAGAUUCAAUUGUGUGCUUAUUGUGAAUGAACAUAUUGUUCCUUUUGUGUCAUUAUUUGUUAUGGAUUCGAAUUGCUAAAGAAUGCGCUGUUUCAUUUCUAGAAAAUGUAACUUGUUGCUUCUUGACUUGCACCCUUGUAAAUGUUGUGUUUAUGGUUGCUGUUGGUCUCUUAUUUGAUAUUAAGAGCCAUUGUGAACCCAGUGAUGGAGCAUACCUGUUUCACUAGGAUGUGGGGCACUAUAAUUGCAAUUCCUUAUUUAUUAGAUUAUAAAAUAAACACACGUUCUUGCUUUGUACUUUAUAGUUGACUUAAGUAUUUUGUAGAGCAAGGUAAAAUGUGCUACUUUUUCAGUUUCUAGGCAAUGUUUUCUGUACACUAGAGAAAUAUAUCAAAGUAAAUAAAAUUGCAAUAUUUUCAA